This is a messenger RNA of Cylicocyclus nassatus, 527 nucleotides long. NCBI's taxonomy places the organism in Eukaryota, Metazoa, Nematoda, Chromadorea, Rhabditida, Strongylidae. The record is from the annotation of a GenBank genome assembly.
AUGUUCCCGAUCACAAAAAAGUCAAACGUUCGCCUGUUUUAUCUUUCCGUUGUUCUGUUCUUGCUCGACAGUGUGAAGCCUGAUGGGUUUUACUCAGCUUACGGCAUGAUCUGUGGCAUCAGGUUGUGCAGUAUCCUGUUAUCGUUGCUUCAUCGAGCAAAGGCGCUCCACCUGGUUAUAUUUGAUUGUUCUUCCUUGUUACCGCUAGUCCCACCUGAGAAUGGCACUUUGCAAUUCUCGGUGUUGUCACAUCCAGGAGGCGGAAAAAAGAACAGACCUUUGGGGGGUAUCGGCGUUGUUCUUAUUACCUGAUGCGAGAUCUCAUGCUGAUGCACCCGAAUCGGGCUUCACCUUCCGCGCUGCACGAUAUUGAGAGUUUGAGUUGACGUUCGAGUACUGCGGUGUUAAUUUUUUCAGCUUCAAACGAUGAAGUCUUCUCCGAUUUGCUUUUCUUAUCGCUGUUUCCGUUAUUGUAAUAUUUUAGGUCACCUCAUUUUGGUUUUCUAUUGUUAGUUUCUCCAAUCAAG